AUGGCGUAUCCUUUGUUUUUCAUGGCAGAAAGCCUUGAAGUGUUUCUGACCGUAGCUGCUGUUCGACUCGCUUUUGCGCUGUGGGAAUUGCAGAAAGAUGGGACUGGGGAGUGCAGGAAGAAACUCAAGUUCCGCGGCGACUACCUUGCUACGCCACGGUGCAAAGGGGGAGCAAAGGAGUCGAUCAACUACGACCUUUAUGAUGAGGAAAAUCAUCCUCUUGUGACCUGCAUCGCAACUGAAGUUAUCAAGAUAUUCGCUUCUUGUCCUCCAGGAACGAUUCCGUACGAGGACUACCUCAAAGCAGGAAAUGAUCCGCCGGUUAUCUUCGACAGUGCUCUCGGGCAUCCAGCAAAAACAUGUGUCGCGAUAGAUGAGGGUCUCAUACGUCCCUCUUGUCACGAUAUGAUUAGACAGGUUCCUUUCAUUCUACUGGGCAGAGGGGAAGCCGAGCCAUUUAAUUACUCACUAAUGAUGCCAAAUUCUCUUGUGGAAGAAGUCGUUCGACCAGACUGGACCAAAUUCUCCAGACAGACAGGGGAAACUGGCAACUUGUACUACGCGAGGGAGGACCUCGAGGUAUCCAUCCAGUGUCUCUCAUUUCAUUAUGCACAGCCGGUCAUGCGCUGUCCCGAUGGAACAGUACAGAAUGCCCUGAACCUUGAGGAAUGCAAGCGAAAGGCGUUUGUUGACUUUGUGCUGAUCUGCCCUCCAGGAUACACUCUCAAUGAAGCUGGCCUCGUCUUCGGUUUAUACAACGCACCCAAACCCAAGUGCAUUGGCAAGCUUCGUGCUGCCACCCAGUACUACUGUCCGGAGGUGUGUGGUCGAAGCAACACAACGAGAUGCGGCGAGGACAUAGCAUAAACUCAUAAAAUAUGAUGGACAGGCCGCGUCAGGAGAGUGUUUUAGAGAGGGUUUGAUAUGCACAUCUCAAGAAACAGCCUGAAAAGAGUAUGUAAGAAGAACCAUCAGGGCAUAGGCUCAUUUAUGUCGAAACGAGGCAGUUGCGGUCGGACUCGAAACAGCAACAUUCACUGCGGGCUAGGCAGAGAACUCAGGGGUGCCAGUUCGCGACCGGCUCCUAUUACACAAGGGAGGGCUACACGGUAUCCUCGCUCUCAGGCAUGUUCCUGCCCCGCUUGACUUGCCCGACUUCACUGUGAUUCUCGAAAUGACGGCUAGUGGCGUUUUCAUCUACAAAUGUCCUUACUUUCGGCACCUUCAGACGUACUAGGCCUGUACCAGGAUCGCUCCAUGUUUCUACCUCACUGUCUGCCGUUUGUCGAUCCCUGCAGCAGAUGCGUGGGGAGGUGCGCGGCCGUGUUGAUGCGGAGACGGGGGCGAGAAUCAGAACCCGUUUUAAAGUGGCUGGGUAUGUGUAUCGUUCUUCGUGCCUUAGGGACAUCAAAACUAGAUUCGCAGCGACGGGGGUCCUGCUGAGCUCGGCAAUUGAAUAUGAACUAUUCUCCAGAGACAAGCACUUCCGAACAGCCUCUUUCUCUCGUA
Toxoplasma gondii ME49 is the source of this 1509-nucleotide messenger RNA. RefSeq lists its product as hypothetical. The record is from RefSeq and is a predicted model, not a curated record. NCBI's taxonomy places the organism in Eukaryota, Apicomplexa, Conoidasida, Eucoccidiorida, Sarcocystidae. Bases 1 to 867 code for a protein of 288 amino acids. The transcript has 5 exons.